AUGGAUUUGCCGAUGAUGGAUUUUACCUUGCGAUUAGCCCUAGGGUUUGUGUACAGUUUUAUGAUUCUCUUAACGGUCAUAGGUAACUUUUUAGUGGUGGCUGCUGUGGGAUUAUACCGGCGUCUGAGAACAAGAACGAACUAUAUCGUAACGAGCCUGGCAGUUGCUGAUUUGACCGUCGCUUCACUUGUCAUGCCCUUCUCUUUAGUGUAUGAUAUUUUUGCUAAAUGGCCUUUCGGGUGGGUAUUUUGUUAUUUCUGGAGAUCAUGUGACGUGAUGUGUUGUACUGCAUCCAUUUUGCACAUAUGCUGUAUUGCGUUAGACCGAUUCUGGGCCAUUAAAGAUCCCCUGACGUACAGAAAGCGAAUGACAACACGUCGGCUGGUAAUAAUGAUCAGUCUAGCAUGGGGCUGCAGCUCGGCGAUUUCCUUCAUCCCCAUCUACCUGGGCUGGUUUACCGAUAACCCCAGUGAACUCUACCGGGAUACCAUCAGCUGUGACCUAUCUGUCAACAGGAUCUAUGCCGUAUGCUCAUCGUCCACUUCAUUUUUUGUGCCAUUUUUAUUUCUUAUCUUUGCGUAUGCAUACAUCUUAAGAAUUGCUAAACGUCAAGCCGACGCCAUUAAGAUGCAGGGAUCGGUGGCUUGUUUAAGGGAAGAUCGAAUAUUAAGUAGUAAGAACAAGCCCCCUAAGAGAGCUUCCCGGGACACCAAGGCUAUUCAAACUCUGGGUAUUAUCAUGGGUAUUUUCAGCAUUUCCUGGCUACCUUUCUUCCUGAUGUACGUGGUUUUACCCUUCUGCCCAUCUUGCCAUCUCUCCCAUCUCCAGGUCUCAUUGAUCACGUGGUUAGGCUAUGCCAACAGUUGCAUGAAUCCCUUUAUCUAUGCCUACAUGAACAGAGACUUCCGAACAGCUUUCAGAUGUAUUAUGCUCUGUGACAUCAGCAGAAGAAACUAUUCCAGUGACGUCAUCCAUCUGUGA
This is a messenger RNA of Liolophura sinensis, 981 nucleotides long. RefSeq names its product tyramine receptor 1-like. The record is from RefSeq and is a predicted model, not a curated record. Gene Ontology annotation, biological process: positive regulation of MAPK cascade; adenylate cyclase-activating adrenergic receptor signaling pathway. The coding region runs from base 1 to 981 and encodes 326 amino acids. NCBI's taxonomy places the organism in Eukaryota, Metazoa, Mollusca, Polyplacophora, Chitonida, Chitonidae. Gene Ontology annotation, cellular component: plasma membrane. Gene Ontology annotation, molecular function: neuropeptide Y receptor activity. The transcript has a single exon.